AAUGUUUCAGAAAAAGUAUAUCCUCCUUUAAAAAAAAAUAUAUAAAAAAAAAACAUGUUUACACAGCCAUAACUGUAAGUCAUUAUGGUGUCUAAUGUGAUUCAGCAUUGAGAUAUGUUGUUUCAAACAGCCAGAGCAAUCAUGAUGUUUGCCUGUGUUCCCAUGCCAACACUGCGAGCAAUGCUGUCCAAGAAUCUACAUCCACAGCAAUAUGGGAGAAUCUUUGGGCUGCUUCAGCUGGUUCUGGCUGUGUCUGAUCUAUUGUCUAAUGUCUUCUUCACCUCCAUUUAUCCGCUGACUCUCGGCUGGUACAGUGGCUUCUGCUUUCUCCUCUCAGGUGCCAUUAGCUACAUCAGUGCCAUCCCAAUCCUUUAUCUAAGUGGCAGAGGUUUAAGACAUGGAACUGUUUGAAAGAAUGAACAUCUUCACAUGAGAAUGUUUAAGAACUGAUC
Xyrauchen texanus (razorback sucker) is the source of this 452-nucleotide messenger RNA. RefSeq names its product thymic stromal cotransporter protein-like. Gene Ontology annotation, cellular component: membrane. The record is from RefSeq and is a predicted model, not a curated record. Bases 115 to 411 code for a protein of 98 amino acids. Gene Ontology annotation, molecular function: transmembrane transporter activity. NCBI's taxonomy places the organism in Eukaryota, Metazoa, Chordata, Actinopteri, Cypriniformes, Catostomidae. Gene Ontology annotation, biological process: transmembrane transport. The transcript has 3 exons.